Molecule: messenger RNA, 474 nt
Organism: Raphanus sativus (radish)
Lineage: Eukaryota; Viridiplantae; Streptophyta; Magnoliopsida; Brassicales; Brassicaceae
Exons: 3
Coding region: 1-474 (157 amino acids)
Source: RefSeq, a predicted model, not a curated record
AUGGCAAACAUGGAGAAAAUCCAAUUUCCUGCUCUAGACAUCACGGGCACCAACUACAUUUCAUGGGUUACGAAUGUCGAACUUCAUCUUGAAUCUCUUGGUUUAUCUGAGACCAUUAAAGAGAAUAAUACUUCAAUACCCCAAGACAAGGCGAAAUCGAAAGACAUAACACUUCCACUUGCUCGAGAUGAAUGGCAGAGUCUGAGGUUCCAAGAUUUCGACAAAGUGAUGAAUUACAAUUCUGCUGUGUUAGAAAUUGUGGCUAAAUUGAGAUACUGUGGUGAUACAAUCACCAAGUCACAAAUGCUUGAGAAGACAUACACCACAUUCCACAAGAGCCACAUCACCCUGCAACAACAAUAUAGAAAGAACAACGAGUUUCUGAUCAAGAAUCACAUGACUCGUCCAACUGGUUCUAAAGCAUUCCCUGAAGCAAACACAUUAGAUGCGAAGAAAACGAGUGAAAGAAAAUAA